Molecule: messenger RNA, 2526 nt
Organism: Liolophura sinensis
Lineage: Eukaryota; Metazoa; Mollusca; Polyplacophora; Chitonida; Chitonidae
Product: m7GpppX diphosphatase-like
Exons: 4
Coding region: 468-1475 (335 amino acids)
Biological process (GO): deadenylation-dependent decapping of nuclear-transcribed mRNA
Cellular component (GO): nucleus; P-body
Molecular function (GO): RNA 7-methylguanosine cap binding; hydrolase activity
Source: RefSeq, a predicted model, not a curated record
UCCUUAGUUGAUGAAUCUUCGAGGCAGCACUAAAUGUUCCGACAUCCGAACAGCAUUAGUUCACCAGCACUUUUCUGAAAGUGAGAUCAAACUGGCUUUAAUCAGAUAUAUCUAUUCCUGUGUGGCAAACUCUGUUUAUCUACUAGUUAUAUUAUGCUAAAUGGAUUACUGGCUAGCCUACAGUGUGAUGAUUAUGUGCAGUUAAAAUGCUCGGCUUAAAGGCUUACCCCGGCACUAAAAAAAAAUAUGGAUUUCAUGUGACAAGUAACCAUCAGCCAGGCUAGCUAGAUUCUUUCUUACACUGGUGAUGUUGCCAUUAAAUUUCUUAUGUCCAAAACUGCAUCAUGUGCACACAGUAGAAAACGUAGCUUACAAGAGUUAACAAAAGGAUCUAAAAUUGCAAAUGUUUGCUCACUGAGGCAGCAAGGGAAGUAACUCUGUAUGGCCAAACGGAAGUGACCGACAAAAUGGAUGCCGGCAACGAUGUGCGCGGAAAUUUCGAAGUGAAAGAUGGAGCGUGUGAACCACCUCGGAAGAUCGCUAAGCUGGACAUCUCGGGAGACAACGAAGCCGACAAAGAAUCUGAGGUUUCACCGAGGUGCACGUUUGAAGGAUUCAAAAUAGAUAAAGUUCUGAAUGAUAAUCCACAGAACAAAAUUCUGUUCUUACAGGGUCGGUUUGAUGGCAGUGAAAACAAAGCCGUGGUGUUGUUGGAAAAGACACCAUUCUGUACAGAUAAUGCUAAUCAUUUGCUGUGUAAAGACACUAAUUUGAAGGAAACGCUACAGAAUGACAUAUAUCACACUUAUGACGUCUAUCCGGAUCCAAAAUUAAACGCAUUAAAGGCAACAGUGAUCUACCCUGCCACAGAUAAACAUGUACAGAAGUACAUAGCUCAGGAUGUUCAUUUGGUUGAGGAGACAGCUGAAGACUAUGAAAAGAUCACUCUGCCAUACCUAAACCAAUCACAGUUUAGUGUACAGUGGGUGUAUAACAUUCUGGAGAAGAAGAAGGAAUCUGAGAGGAUCUUGUAUGAGGACUGCGAUCCAGAGACAGGCUUUAUUCUUAUACCUGACAUGAAAUGGGACCUUAAGGAUACAAGUCGGUUAUAUCUGUCCGCGAUUGUGCAGCAUCGUGCCUUAAAGUCUCUGCGGGAUCUUGGCCCAGAGCAUUUGCCUCUCUUGAAGAAUAUUUUGAUGAGCGGACAGAAAGCAAUCCAGGAUAAAUAUGGAGUUCCACCAAGCAAACUGAGGAUAUACUUCCACUACCAGCCUUCUUACUACCAUUUGCAUGUACAUUUUACCCAUGUAAAACUGGAAGCACCUGGCUCAGGUGUUGAGCGGGCACAUCUUCUUACAGAUGUUAUCAAUAAUAUUAAGCUGCUACCUGAUUACUACAAACUUAAACCACUUAUGUUUACUGUAAAAGAGAAUGAUCCUCUGUACAACAGAUUUAAAGAAGCAGGAAAGCUUUGAUUCUGGAUAAGAGGUAAUCUUAUUACCCUAAUUAUAUUGCGUACAAGAAUUUGCGAAGUAUAAAUACCCUAUUUCUGCUAAAAUUUGGGACGCACAUUUUAGCUAAUAUAUAUGUAAUUCUAGCAGGAAUAUAUUUCUUUUUUCUCACAUGGUUAGACCUAAUGAACAACAAACUCAUAUCUUUACUUUUCAAAAAGGCUGGUAAAGAAAUGUAAUAUUCUGCUUUCAACAGUACUAAUAUUUGUCCCGAAUUUUAGAAGAAUUGGGGUAGUUCCUGUUAGCCUCACUCUAUGGAUAAUGUGUCACACAUGUUUUGGAUACAGAAGGUCAGUAAUGGGUAUGGAGAUUUUUAACAAACUUUAUGUAUGUUUAAGUAUGAAAGUGAAUGAUGGUUCAGAUUAUUGAAUACACUGGUUGUAUAGGUCGCUCUACAUCUUACAUCUUCACAGCUCAUGUUUAAUGUGAAGAUGAUUAUAAAUUUGAUAACAGUGCUUUUUAAUUAAGAUUGAACAUUGAUCUAGAUGAGUCUUGAACAAUGGUUAAUACGUGUCACAGAACUCCAAAGUCAACAAAUACUGGUAUAAGCCCAGGAAAUCACAUAAAAGGAUAUGACAUGGCGAAUCAGUUUUUUUGAGGGGGGGGGGUGUUGUGUUUUUGUUUCUUAUUUUAAGAAAGGAUGAAUGAUUUCUUUCGUGAAAGUUAUAUAUUGCACCCCUGCCCCACGAAAUAAAACUACCGUAAUAAAGAUAGAUUGUUCUCUUUGGGAUAUUCGUCUUCAUUAAAUCAACCCAGACAUUACGUAUAUCGAUGCGAAGGGUCUGACUUUAUAAACUGAAGGUGGUGCACACUCAAUGAAAAUACAUAUGUCUGGAUAUUCACAUUUCACUCCUGUUUGUGGAUGUUAUAUUUUGUUAUUCUAGAAGGUAGAUGCCAUAGAGUAUUGUGUUGUAUUGAAGAUCAAAAGUUGAACCAGGUGCACAAUGUCUCUUCAGGAGCUGAGGAGCGUGACAUCCUCAGAUAAUAUCCGAAACGUUUAUUUAUCACAUGGUCA